This is a messenger RNA of Alternaria conjuncta, 750 nucleotides long. RefSeq lists its product as uncharacterized. NCBI's taxonomy places the organism in Eukaryota, Fungi, Ascomycota, Dothideomycetes, Pleosporales, Pleosporaceae. The record is from RefSeq and is a predicted model, not a curated record. The transcript has a single exon. Bases 1 to 750 code for a protein of 249 amino acids.
AUGGCCGUACUACGCGCAUGCUCGCCCAUCGCAACGGCCUUACUAGCUCUCCUCCUCUUGCGGAAACCCGUUACAGCAGUGCCGCACAACCACGGGCACAAGCACGUCCACCGACAUGUCUCGUCAGCCAACGAUCUCAUUACGCUCGGUCCUGAGUCGCUGGCACGCCGAGACACACCUGUCAAGCUAGGCGACCAGGAACGCAUGAAAGAGGCCGAGGUCGCAGGAAUGGCGGCAGGUUGUUUCAGCGGCAACUGGCCUCUCGAUGAAAGCGUCCCCAUGCCUAUCGUGGAUCCAGGCGAUCAACUCAACCUCUUCCCUAGACCAGAGAGUAAACCCAACACACUCACCAUGUACAACUACUGCCCCUACGAUCUCUACUUUGAACACUGGAACGCGGGCGGACCGUUCGAAGACAAGGGCGGUUCCAAACUAGCAGCCGGUGCAUCCGUCUCGCGCGGUCUCACAGGUACAGUGAUCAAAGUUUUCAAGUCGAAACCACUAUUAUGGCCUUUUCUCAUCGAGUAUGGCGGUCAAUAUGACAUGAGCUUGAUACACUGCCUGGGCACGACUAACGGAAAUCCCCUGGUUCAUAGCGAGGAUAAAACUCAGACAAUCAUUAAGGAUACGAGUCGUUGCCCUGGACACGAAGCGGGACUACAUCUCAGUCAACCAGAAGGGCGUACUUUCCAGUGCGAGGCAGGUCUUUGGUGCGACGACCAGGCUUACCUAUACGAAGUGAGUUAUUAG